UAGCUACCGACCUCCUUCUACCCUUUCUCGCGCACUUCAUCAUGCUCGUUUCCCACGUCUAACAAUCCCUCCCCCACUUGACCACCUCAACUCAUCUCUCCUCCGUCACAUACAUCGAUCCUAACCCGAGUUCGCCCAUUAUGAGGUUCGGCGAGCAUCUCCGGUCGUCGCUGAUCAAGGAGUACUACUGGUACUAUAUCGCCUACGACGAAUUGAAACGAGCCCUCAGGACCGACUUUGUCGCCGAACCGGUCCCCACGUUCUCCAAAAAUAAUCGCAAAGCGUGGACAGAAGAUGACGAGAAACACUUCAUAUCGUUGCUAGAAGGGGAACUGGACAAGGUCUUUAACUUCCAGCGCAUAAAGAGCGAGGAAAUCGUACGUCGCAUCCAGACGAGCGAACAGGACGUCAAUGAUGUUAUCUCUCGACUGGAAACCACGUCGAACUCUCGCCGUCAAAGCGUCCGUUCCAAUAUUCGCGCGCCGUCCGAUGAGGAUUUCAUGGUCCUCGAGCAGGUCUUGAGUGACAUCAUCGCCGACGUCCAUGAUUUGGCCAAGUUUACCCAACUCAACUACACGGGCUUUCAGAAGAUCAUUAAAAAACACGAUAAAGAAACAGGCUGGCAUCUUAGACCAGUGUUUGCGGCACGACUGAAAGCCAAGCCUUUUUUCAAAGAUAACUAUGACGCAUUUGUGGUAAAGUUGUCCAAGCUCUAUGAUCUGGUUCGGACCAAAGGAAACCCAGUUAAGGGAGAUUCUGCGGCUGGUGGCACGCAGCAGAAUUUCGUUCGCCAAACAACCAAAUACUGGGUUCAUCCAGAUAAUAUCACUGAGCUGAAGCUCGUCAUUCUUAAGCACCUCCCGGUACUCGUCUUCAACCCGCAGAAGGAAUUUGAGGAAGAGGACACUGCCAUCUCCUCUAUUUACUAUGACAACACGGAUACAUGGGAGUUAUACCAAGGUCGUUUGAAGAAAACGGAAGGAGCCGAAGCCAUCAGAUUACGUUGGUACGGUGGCAUGAAGAGUGAUCAGAUCUUUGUCGAGCGAAAGACUCAUCGCGAGGAUUGGACCGGAGAGAAGUCGGUCAAAGCACGCUUCUCCCUUAAGGAAAAGAAUGUCAAUGCCUACCUGUCCGGUCAAUUGACAGUGGAAAGUAUUUUCGACAAGAUGAGAAAGGAAGGUAAAAAGAGUGAGGAGGAAAUUAACAACUUGGAGCAAUUGGCCCGAGAGAUCCAAUACCGGGUCAUCACACGCCAGCUAAAGCCUGUCACUCGAACCUUCUAUCAUCGGACUGCUUUCCAGCUGCCUGGCGACGCCAGGGUCCGUAUAUCUCUCGACACAGAAUUGACUAUGGUCCGUGAAGAUAACAUGGACGGUCGCCGGAGAGCCGGGGACAACUGGCGUCGAAUGGAUAUAGGUGUCGAUUUCCCCUUCGCGCAGCUUCCUGCAGAAGACGUGGAACGGUUUCCUUAUGCUGUCCUAGAGGUGAAGCUCCAGACCCAAGCCGGCCAAGAGCCACCUCAGUGGAUCAGGGACUUGACUGCUAGUCACCUAGUAGAAGCGGUUCCCAAAUUCAGCAAGUUCAUCCACGGGACAGCGACCCUUUUCCCCGAGCGCAUCCAUCUCCUUCCGUUCUGGAUGCCACAAAUGGACGUGGAUAUUCGAAAGCCCGCCACGCGUCGGUUUGGUAUUGAACGGCCUCUGGCCAGUACUUCACUAUCAGCCACUGAGACUCCAGAAGACGAGUAUGACUCGGACGAUGACGACCUGGAUGAAGCUCAAACUGGCGACAGGAGAGCUCAACGCGCAGACAACGGGAUUGUCCGGGACGAUCUGUUCGCAGAUACAGACGGUAAUGCUUUAGAUAUAGAGGAACGUAUCGCGGCCCAACCACUUCCUGGAGACGAAGACUACCCAUUGUAUGACUCGGACGAAGAGUCUAUUGAUUCGGACGAACUGGAAGAGGCUCGACGAGUUGGCGGAUCGUACUAUUACCGACAGUUGGCCAAAUUCUACGCGCAGCAAGCUGGGAAUGCUAUAGUCACUGGGCUUCUGGCCCUCGUUCCCCGACCGAGACCAACCAAUCUGCCAGCCCCAGAACAGAGAGGAAUUGCCGUAAUGGGAAAUCGACGGACGGUUCAGCGAUUUAUCGCUCCUAAGGGAAAACGUAUCCAUGUUCCAGUCCGUGUCGAACCCAAGGUCUACUUCGCCGCUGAACGAACUUUCCUAUCAUGGCUCGAAUUCUCCAUCCUCCUGGGUACCAUUGCAGCCACCCUCCUAAACUUCGGCAACGACUACAUCACCUUCGCAUCCUCCUGGGCAUUCACCAUCCUAGCUGCCCUAGCCCUCGUCUACAGCCUCGUCCUCUACAUCUGGCGCGUAGACAAGAUACGCAAGCGCCGCGACGUCAAGCGAGUCUACUACGAGAAAUGGGGCCCCACAGUCGUGGGCCUAGGUCUCGUAAUCAUCCUAAUGGUAAACUUCGGUCUACGAGCCCGAGAGGCAGGAUUUACCUCAGACGAUCACGAUCACCCAGGCAACGGUCGAGGUUCUGACUCUGGAGAAUUGUGAUCUCACCUGUUUCUUUCUUUCUUUUUUUAAACCUCUACUGGCUUGUUUUUAUCGUUUAGUUGGCCCUUUGGAUUAUUCAUACGAGCCAAAUUGGCACCGAACUUGCUUGUUUAUAUUGCGGUUGAAAUUCGAAGCUGAUGAGCACUCAUGGAUACCUCAGUUUGUGGAAAGGACUGUACUGUAUAAAAGCAUGAUUAUGAUCGUUUGGUCCGUGGAUAGUGGCGUGAUAGUGAUCGGUGAUAGUGACAAUCCAGUGAAUACGUUUCUCACACUUAUAAUUCAUCUCUCGCGUUUUCUUGGUGUUUUAUCUGGAAUUC
This is a messenger RNA of Aspergillus alliaceus, 2887 nucleotides long. RefSeq names its product putative vacuolar transporter chaperone (Vtc4) (gene vtc4). The record is from RefSeq and is a predicted model, not a curated record. Bases 141 to 2570 code for a protein of 809 amino acids. Gene Ontology annotation, cellular component: fungal-type vacuole membrane; vacuolar transporter chaperone complex. Gene Ontology annotation, biological process: polyphosphate metabolic process; microautophagy; vacuole fusion, non-autophagic. The transcript has 5 exons. NCBI's taxonomy places the organism in Eukaryota, Fungi, Ascomycota, Eurotiomycetes, Eurotiales, Aspergillaceae.